GUUUUUACUCAUCUCUUGCCGCACUCUUUUAAACCACACACGGACACGCACUUAGAUGAACAUAAUAUGAUUAACUCAUGUCUUCAUCCGGAUUUGGCUGAUAUCGUGCACGGAAAAGUUUGCCGUUUAAUGGCACGCUAUAUAUUCCUCGUCGUUGAACGUUUUAAUCGUAGGAAUUAUGUAAUUUGAUUAUUCGACUCAUCGUAGAAAUACAUAUUUAAAAUAGUCUACGAAUUUAAUUGUUUUUUUUUUUGUUGCACAAGAUUGUAAGAUGCAUUUCUUAAGUUUUAUCAGGUAGGUUAUUUUAAACAUCAUGAGUGCCUUUAUCGUUUAUGAUUUUAUCAGAGAAAUCAUUCUUAUAUAUUCUUAUCGCCAGAGACAACAAAUAUUAUUCCUUCGUUCGUCAGUGAAACAGACCAUUCAUUUUCUUUCAAAGAUUCGACAUUAAAAGGAUGACAAGGCGCGGGAGUAUUUAUCGGUAAAGCUCACUGUGUGACAGUUGCGAUGCCAACUUAUCACAAUGCGGGUGGUGGAUACCCGAAUGUGUCAGCGCCAGCGCGGCAAGCGAAGCUCGAUGGCAAUCAAAAUCAUCACACGAUCCCUUCAAACGUAACGACCCACCCUCUCAUUCAAAACACCACCUCGCACAACGCUCCUCCAAAUCUGUCAGCGAGCAACAUUCCGUCCCAUCCAGUAUCACCGACGAUGACCACGCAUUCGAGCGUAACAUCCCCAAACUUGACGAGCCAUAUGAACACGGCGUCCUCACCGGUUCUCCUUACUUCGAACGUCACGAAUCCUGGAAAUACCACUGCUCUAUCGGCCAAUCCGAGGCAUGAAGUCAAAUUGAAUGCUAUGCCAUGGUUCCAUGGGAAGAUAUCUAGGGAAACUGCGGAAAGGUUGUUACGACCCAGAGAAGAUGGUCUGUUCCUAGUUCGAGAGUCGACGAAUUUCCCCGGAGACUAUACCCUCUGCGUGUGUUAUCAAGGACGUGUGCAACAUUAUAGAGUGAAAUACAAGAAUAAUCAGUUGACCAUCGACGACGAAGAAUUUUUCGAGAAUUUAGCGCUCUUAGUCGAACAUUAUGAGCAAGAUGCCGACGGUCUUUGCACUCAGUUGACGAAAUCCUUACCGAAACAAGGGAAACAAGACUUUUGCGUCGAUCCCAAGGCCUUCAUCGAAGCUGGCUGGGUUAUUCAGACUCACGAGUUAGAAUUAAGAGAGUGUAUCGGUAAAGGUGAAUUCGGUGACGUUUUACUCGGUGUUUAUAGGGGCGAAAGGGUGGCCGUGAAAAUGUUGAAAGACAAUAGCGAAGCGGCGCAAAGGUUUUUGGCCGAGGCGAGUUUAAUGACCUCGUUGAUUCACGACAAUCUCGUUAAAUUACUUGGUCUUGUAUUCAAUAAUCAACACAUGUACCUGGUUACGGAAUAUAUGAGCAAGGGAUCCCUAGUGGAUUACUUGAGAUCUAGAGGGCGAUUACACGUAUCCAAAAAAGAUCAAAUCAAUUUUGCCUACGACACGUGUGCCGGUAUGGCAUACUUGGAGUCGAGACACGUCGUCCAUCGCGAUUUAGCCGCGAGAAACGUCCUCGUUGCGGAAGACAAUUCCGCGAAAGUUUCGGACUUUGGCUUGGCACGAGACGAAAACUUCUCUCUCGAUGGUGGAAAGUUGCCCAUCAAAUGGACCGCCCCGGAGGCUUUAAAGCAGAACAAGUUUUCUAACAAAUCUGACAUGUGGAGUUUCGGAAUACUCCUUUGGGAAAUCUAUUCCUUCGGACGCGUGCCCUAUCCACGUAUCCCUCUAGCCGACGUUGUCAAGUGCGUGGAAAAAGGUUACAAAAUGGAACCACCAGAUGGAUGUCCGCCUGAAGUGUAUGACAUUAUGAGACAGGCCUGGGAUCUUCAACCAGAGAAGAGACCUACGUUCCAUGAUAUAAAAGUAACGCUUGGUCAACUAAAAGCAGAGUACACCAAAGGCGUGAAUUAAAAGAAGGCUUAUCUUAGGUCGACCUAGAAACGAUGUAGAAUUAACACAUAACAGAACUGAUUUGUCAAAUACGAUGCUUCUUUCAUUUUAAGGACAAAUAUAGUGGCUCUAAAAACUUCGAUUAGAGGGAUGAGGUAAUGAAGAAGGAGAAAAAAGAAAGGACGAAAAAGGAAGAAAGAAAAAAGAAAAGAAAAGAAGAACGAGCAAAUGCAAUUCUUAUUGUACAUUUUAUAUACAAUACUAUUUGCGUCGUCGUUUAUAUUUAUUGCUAAUUUAGUUGUCGAGAAUAUUGGGGAGGUUUUAAUUUUUAUAUGACAAUAUUUUGCACAAGCAUUACCUACGUCGUGCCUUUGUUCAAGUUGAUAUUCUGAAUGAAGAAACUCGACUUGUACAUUCUCGAAAUCCGUGUUGACUCGAGCCGAUGUCGGGUUUUUAAGAUACUUAAUCCGAAAUAAUUGCCUAUCACACUUAAUGGAUCCUCAAUGGACGUACCUUUUUACAGUCUGUUAUGACGAAAUGUGUGAACGAUACGUCGCCUGAUACGUUCACGGCGCCGUUACCGUUUUGAAAUACUUUAGAGACUUUUCCAUGGCAGAAAAUGUAAUUUCGACGUAUUACGCAGUUUCGCGUUGAAGUGAACUGAUUUUAAAAUAAUUCAUAUACUAGCUAACGUAUCAGUCGAUAUAACUUGUCCUUUUGGACAUGAAGUUACGUAACCUUACACUUUUUCACUCCCGUAGAACAGUUCAAAACAAAGAAUUCCUCUUGUUAAAGUUUCAAACGAUCUAUUUCAGCGAUCGUAGGGUUGCGAGUAUUCGCUAGCAGCUUAGAUUUUUUAAUCAAAGAUUUGUCGUAGAAAGUAUUAAUUUUUAAUUAAAUUAUUGCGACUAUAACGUAUAAAUAUUUAAGUUUGUUCACGAAAUAUUCAUCUCUCAUAUAUAUAUAUAUAUAUAUAUGUUUAUGCGCGCGUGUGUGUGUAUUUGUAAACACAUAUAUAAUAUAUACACACACGUACAUAUAUAUGUGUAUACAUAUGUCAGUGAUGUAAAUGUAUCUGUAAAUAUUUUUGUACAUAUUCGUCCAUAAAAAAGUAAUAUUUCGAGAACCGUUGAUAUUGGAUGAGAUAUUUAAUUGAGGAAAAUGUCCAUAAAUUUUUCUUUAAAAGAAAUAUAUCCGAUAACUAUGAACAAAUGAAUAUAAAAAUGCACCAUAUGUUACUUAUCUAAAAAAAGAAAACAAAAAAAAAAAGGAAAAAAAAACUUUGAAAAAGACAAAACAAAGAUCUUUAGGAAACGAAUGAAAGAGACAAGGCAGUGUGAGUAUUGCAUCAACGGAUCUUAUCCUUUUAGAGUAAUGAUCUAUGUGUUCUUCCGAUUAAUGACUAGCAUGGAUAAAUGAUCUCAAAAUUAUUCAUAUUUGGAAAUUCUUAGCGCGUAAAAUUUCACGUUUAACGAUAAAAUGGGUAGGUACCUUGGAAUAUACUUAGCAAGAAUUAUCAUUACGAUGCUACUAUUAAAUUCUUUCAUUUUUUUAUUUGCUUUCUUUUUUUUUUAUAUUCCAGAUCAUCUGUCUGGUGCAAUCUAGCGGACUAAUUUGAAAGAAUGAUUUUUUAUAUAAAAAAACAGAAAGAGAGAGAGAGAGAGAGAGAAAAGAAAAGAAACAAAAAAAAAAAGAAUUACAUAUUUAAAAGUAUGGAAUUAUUAUUAUUUAAAUAAAAUUUCAAUUCUUCGCUUCGAUUUGACAAACGUAUUUUGAAUAAACAAAGGGAAUAAAAAAGAAGGUUAAUCGUUAGUUGUAUAAGUAUCUAGUAUAUUUAUGCUAAGCACACGGUCCGUUUGUAACUUUCAUAUUGUAGUACGUACGUUUGUUGUUUCAGACGUUUAUUCAUAUAAACAUCUUACAUAUGCGUAUGUGAAUGUCUUGCAACGAACGUACGAUCGGUACCCAUAGCAAUAAUUCGACAUACACGGCUAUAUACAGCUUCUAUCUUCAAUUACAAGUUGCAGAGGCAAUUAGCACAUAAAAGCGCUACCCAAACGUCUAAACGAUGCAUUCUGACACGAUCAAUAUGGAAAUUAUCAUUCCUAUCUAUGCUUCGUCCUUAACUUUAUAAAGCUAACGCUUAAACAUACUUUCGUUAUUAUACAAUAAGCCUGUGUGUUCGAAAGAAAAUGGUAUGACACUUCUCUUCAUUUUUCUUUCUUUAUCUUUGUUUUUUUUUGUUUUGUUUUGUUUUGUUUUUUUUUUUCUUCAAUAGAUUUUUAGACUUCAAGUUAUACGAUACGUCAUUUUCAUCUAUCACGGUAUUAAAAUUUCAUUUACGACCAGUGUGUGUUUCAAAUCUGUUAAUUUUUUUUUAUUACCAAUUCAUUUUUUAGGUUGUAAGAAAUUUAAUAUAUAUAUAUACACACAUAUAUCUAUCUAUAUAGGUAUUAAAGUGAAAUUAUACUCUGAUGUUUAUUGAAUGCAACAAACGAUACGGAUUUUACGGUCAUACCGAAAAUUUAAUUCGAAAUUAGUGUUUGUCGAGUGUGCGUGUGUAUGUGUGCGAGCAAUUGAAAAAUUCUAUAUGUAUGUAUAUGUUGUCAUACAUACAUACGUACAUACAUACAUACAUACAUACAUAUAUACUUUUUCAUCCAUCCCGUUUCACUCAUUUUCUCCCCGCUAUAGUAUACAAAAAAAAAAAGGAAACAAAUCAAUUAUACGAUUAUUCGGCUGUUGGAUUUUGUUGUAGUAUCUUUAACUACGUCAAGUUUCUCAAAUUCUUAAUUAAACAGCUAUAGCGGUAAAACAAUUAUUUGACGAGAUAGUAAAAGUUAUUAAAUAAAGAAAAAGAAGUUACACUCUA
Messenger RNA from Vespula vulgaris, 4837 nucleotides. Its product is annotated as tyrosine-protein kinase CSK-like. Gene Ontology annotation, molecular function: protein tyrosine kinase activity; ATP binding. Gene Ontology annotation, biological process: protein phosphorylation. Bases 505 to 1986 code for a protein of 493 amino acids. The transcript has 7 exons. Lineage: Eukaryota; Metazoa; Arthropoda; Insecta; Hymenoptera; Vespidae. The record is from RefSeq and is a predicted model, not a curated record.